CUUAUUUUCAACCGUGUAUUUCUUGACAUCAUCAGUAUUUUUGUUAUCAUUUUCUGCUCAAACUUUUUCACUCGAAUUGAAACAAAAUUAUUAAAAUUAAACUAAAGACACAAGUAUUCUAACUUCUCUUCUGGCGCGGACCCUCUGCUCUAACUCCUCCGGAAUAGCCAAUUCUUCACACAAGGAAUUCUCGGACUGUUCACUACCGGAAUCAUCAUCGAUGGCUGCUGCUAGUUUUACAUCUUUAAUAUCUCGCACGAGCCGCAUCGUCAUGGUCAUUUUGGUGUCGACGUUUCUCGUUCGACUUGGAACAUCUUUUUCGGACAAUCUCAGUACAAGCGCGUUGAAUAUGGCCUUCCAUGCCACACUUAUCACAAACUUUAAACUUAGCACCGCAGUCUUCGGCAUCAUGAAAAUUAGCUGUGCAACGCCAACACGGAACCGGUUGUUUUGCUGACGAAGAAUCAUAAUUGGCACGGAAAAAUUGACCUUGAUUGUUACGCCAGUUGCCACGGUCAGGCUUGGGCUGAUAACUUGCACGAAACGAAGAUUGAUAGCCUCCACGGUAUGUUGAUUGAAAGCCACCUCGGUUUGGAUUUUGGUACCCCCCACGGUUCGGAAACUGAUAUCCACCACGGCUCGGGAAUUGAUAUCCCCCACGGUUCGGGAACUGAUAUCCCCCACGUUGGGUUUGGAAACGUCCGUUCGAUCCAUGAUUUCGGGAUUGAUGUGAGAAUGCCACUGCUGCCACCGAACUACUAUCAAAUGCUUGUGGAUGUGUUUUUGCGAACACUUCUUCGUUCAAUUUAUCGAGCUCAUAGGAACGAACUUUUUCAACCAGAUCCGAUAGUGACGCUCCCUUCCUGAAUACUUUUCUACCAAUAUCGCGCAUCUUCACGUCCAAUGCAUGGCAUUGAAUAACAUCAGCCACAUUUUCGACAAGCUGUUCUUCAUCGAAAUCACACAUCUUCGCCGCAGAGAUAACACGCUUAACGUAAUUCAACCCAGAUUCGCCGGUUGAUUGUACCAUGCUACGAAGUUUUUGCCGAUGAGCCGCUAAAUAUUGCCUCGAACCAAAAUACUUUUGCAAUCUGAAGAUGGCAUCCGAAUAAGGUUCCAGGAUGAAAUCAGGACCAUCAGCAGAUGAAGUGGUGUUUUCAAGGAUGUCCAUCAACUGUUGUCCUGCUUUUAUUUUGAAAAAGCGCAUUUUCGUUGAUUCGCUUUCAAUUCCAGCCAAAUCCAUGGAAGCCUCAAGCAGCUCUUUCCAUUGUUCGAAAGACUUCCGAGUCACGUCAGCUUCACCAUGCGGAGGUUUACAUUCAGGAACAUUCAAGGUUGCCACUGACAGAUUAUUCAUAGAUUUAACCAGCAUCGACUCAUCCUUAGUGUGAGAGUAAUGAGAGUCGCGCAUAGUUGAAUGCUUUUGCAUGAAACCAUAGUCGUCGAUGUCAGGGUCUGUAGACUCCAAUUGCCGCUUCUCCGAUCGCACUCUUUUAAGCUUCGUGGCAAGAGACGAACUACGCACUCUCUCCUGCUUUAGUUUUUUUUUUAGUAGAGCAAUCGUGACUUUCGGACCUUUGAUAGUAUUUUUACGUACUUUCCUGUGAAAUGGGAAUACCACGUGUUUAUUAGAAACUAAGGUUCACAUGCAACUCCGCUUCAACUGAUAAGCAGUUUUAUUUAUCAAAUAAUUCCUAAAUAGUUAUAUAGCUGGAAAGUUAUUCUAUUCAUUUCAAAUGUAAUUUGUUUUAAUAUCAUUCAGUUUUUUUUUUUGUAUUCAGCUUACAAGUGCUUUAAUUUCACCAAUUCAUCUACUAGGUUUAGAUUACUAAAGGUUCAAGAAACUAUAGUGGACAAUACUUGGCACUCAAAUCAAGCAUUUCGGAGGUUUCACCAAUACCAUUUGAAUGUAAAUUUCGAAAGGUCACUUUGUGCUUGAUUAAUACAAAUCUCACUGUGGUAAGCACUGAUGACUCGAAAGGAAUUACUUAAGCAUUUCAUUGUCACUACUUUAAAUUAUCUAAGGGUGGUCUCUCAGGACACUGAAUACAUAAAAUCGUUGUUUAUUAAAAUUAUAACACAAUACUGAUUGCUUGACCCUAGCGUCUUGGGGCCCAGAAUUUAUCAAUUCGUUGCCUCUACAGAUUUGAUUAAUAUGUUCACUAGACAGUUCUGGCGGUUUAUUGGCCUUCAAUCUAUAAAUUCGUUGCCUCUCAAAGCUAGAUUUGUAUCGAUCCAAUUUGAGUAAUGCUGUCAUUUCAAGGCAGGCCUCUCGGGGCUUUAACUAUUACUAUUCAAAUCAACGUUUGGAAAACCUCUCGGGGCACUCAUUUUGUUGCCUCUCAGGGCGUGUCAAUAUCCAUAAUUAGUUAUCAGUAACAUCGACUCAAUAAGGCCUCUCGGGGGCCUUUAUUCAUCAAUUCGUUGCCUCUCUGGGCGUAUUAAUAUCCAUCAUUAAUUAUCAGGUACUAACGACUCGAACAUGGCCUCUCAAGGCAUUCAAUUCAUCAAUUCGUUGCCUCUCAGGGCUUUAUAUUUAUCAAUUUAAGUUGCAUAAUACUGAUGUUACAAACAAACCUCUCAGGGCUUCAACUAUUACUAUUCUGUUAAACAUUUGUUAAGCCUCUCGGGGCACUCAAUUCGUUGCCUCUCGGGGCGUGUCAAUAUCCAUUAUCAGCUAUCAGUCAUUUCAGUAGUCCUCUCGGGGCUUUAAUUAUUACUAUUAUAUCUUACUUUUGGAAAGAUUCUCGGAGUACUGAACUCUUUGCCCCUCGGGGCCCCUAUUCUAUUGAACUUUUGGAAAGCCUCUCAGGGCAUGUCGGGGCAGAAAUAUCGACUCGAAUAAGGCCUCUCGGAGCCAUUAAUUCGUCAAUUCGUUGCCUCUCUGGGCGUUUCAAUAUCCAUCAUUAGUUAUCAUGUACUAACGAUUUGAACCUAGCCUCUCAGGGCAUUCAAUUCAUCAAUUCGUUGCCUCUCAGGGCUAUAUAUUUAAGUUGCAUAAUGCUGAUGUUUCAAACAAACCUCUCAGGGCUUCAACUAUUACUAUUCUGUUAAACAUUUGUUAAGCCUCUCGGGGCACUCAAUUCAUUGCCUCUCGGGGCGUGUCAAUAUUCAAUAUUAAUUAUCAGUAAUAACGAUUCGAACAAGGCCUCACGGGGCCUUACUUCGUAAAUUACUUGCAUCUCAGAACUUUAUAUGAUCAAUUUAUGUUAAAUAAUACUGACGUUUCCAAACAAGCCUCUCGGGGCUCCAAUUAGUACUAUUCAAGUAAACGUUUGGAAAAUCAUUCAUCUUAGAAUACAGUCUCUCGAAGCGCAUAGUAUCCAGUUAUUUUUUAAAAGGGCUUCUCAGGUUGUAUGAAAAUAAAAAUAAAACUUAUCUCUCAUUGUUUUUUUUUUAAAUUUUAUUUACUUCCUUUCAAGUUUUGUUAUUUUCUUUUCACCAUCUUAACAGUGACCCUCUCAGGCACUUGAAUUUGUUUUCUUUCGAAAAAAAAAAAGACUCUCGGGGUUCAAUAACUAUUUAUGUUUCGUUUUAUUUACUUCAUUCCGUAUAAUACUCAGGGCACAUCAUAUCAAUUUUCAUUCAAAUGGACCUCUAGGGUCACUACAUUCAAAAUAAAACCAUACCAAAAUAGCGUCGCAGUUCAAAGGGCAUUCUCAGAAAAUCUGAAGGAAUUAGUUUAUUCUCAAGGAUUGAAGGAACCUUAUCCUUUUUUUUUGUUGAUGUCUCUUGAGUUUCAUUAUUUAACUAUUUAUAUUCCUUGUGCUUUUGAAGAAAAGUGCUUCUCGAAGCACACAUAUUUAAUGUUAUUUGGAACUUAAUUUCGUUGGAAGCCUCUCAGGGCAAAGUGGCUGUUUAAAUAUUGUAACCAGGAAGUCAUCAAACGACUGCUUCUCGAAGCACCCAUAUUUAAUGUUAUUUGGAACUUAAUUUCGUUGGAAGCCUCUCAGGGCCAAGUGGCUGUUUAAAUAUUGUAACCAGGAAGUCAUCAAACGACUUUUUUUUGAUGAUCUAUUAGUGGAACCGAGUUGCUACCGAAGGCAAUAUUGCUAGGAUAUUAAAUCAAUCGUCACAAAACAAGAUGGCGGAGUAAUGAUGUUUGCAAAAAUUUACAAUAAUUUGUUGCCUCUCAUGGCAAAGUUUAUAUAUUUGCAAUAAAUUGCAGCUUGAUAAUCAAAAGAUUACUCCUCAAUUACAGCGUCUUGUACAAUUUUUGUAGCGAAAUAAUGCUAAAUCAAUAUAACUCGAAUGCCAAAAACAAGAUGGCAACCUAAUGCGCUUCGCAAGAAUUUAUACCUCUACGUUGAAAUUUUGAAAUAGGGAAGUUUUUUUUGCAGAAAACUUACCGCUUAGGAGCUACUGCGCCAUUGUCGUGUUCGGCGGGAUUCAUCCCUUCAGCUGCUUCCAUUCUUUUUUUUUUUAGAUUGCACCUUUUCUUUAAUUUUCCACUACUUUUAGUUUUUCACGUCUUUUACUAAUGACUUCUUUCUUCAAACUGAUUUUUUUUUUGCUCUCCCUUUUUUUUACCGAAACGGAAAUUAUACCACAACUCUCUCGCUCAUGCAUUUUCUCUCAUAAACCAUUUAUACCACUUCUCUAAUUUGCUACAAGGGUUCGGUUCAAUUUCUAAAUCUGGGAAUACACACUCCACAAAUAUUAAGCCCUAAAUAUUUUCUCUUUAGCACUAUAUCACUUCCUACACUUUUGUCAAUAGAAUUUACAUUUUUGUUAAAAACAACAGCGUAGCGGGCGGAUAAAGCUCGAAGGCUAACUCCCACGAAUGAGACCGCGGUGCCAGCUGAGUCGGUGGAAGUCUUUUCGACUAGCUUUCAUCCUCAAAUACAUCACCGCUUCCGGUGGUAGUUGUUUGGUCAGCGAACGUUUCCUGAAAAAGAACAAUGUCGUCAUUUUUAGUUGAAAAUAGACAAGAAACAUCCUUACCCAGCUCCUUUUUUGUCCGGUAUGACUAGCUGCGGUUUCUAAGCCUGUGUUGAAGUUGGUCACUGUUUCGUGUCAUUGGCCUUAACCGGAAGAAAGCCACCAUCAAAUAUCCACUCCAGCAAAUUGCGGCUUUUUCAUGAGCGUGUCCAGGUAGGGGAGUUUCUACCAGCCGUUUGCGUUUGAACGGCAAACAUUGGGAGGCGGAUGAAGGCAACACGAGCCCGACUGUUCGAAGGUGUCGUUCGACUCUUGGAGCAUGGGUUCUUUGCAGUACUUGUCGCCGGGAACUCUUGGUGCACCGGAGCACUGUGUGAGCUGAUGGAUCGUUUAACAGUACAGUGCUUGGUGGUCAUGCUGCUGCAGUGAUGGGAAAUUUUUCACUUUUCUUUUCUCGACGAUGAGCUGCUGCUGCUGUCGUCGUUCUCGACCGAGGCACCACUCGGAAGCGGGGGAAGCUUGGGCGGGCCAAGUUCGAUCGGUAGAGAAGCAUUGUUGCCCUCAAUGCACCGGUCCGUCGGCCGACGAUUCAAAAUUGUAAAAUUGAUCCGUGGCAAACUGAACUAAACUGAAUGUCAACAAAUUCUACACGCUGAACGUAGUUUGUUACUUACUUACUUACUUACUUAAUGAUCCCGCGCCGAUCCUCCGGUGCAUAGGGCCGUGGUAAAAGACCUCCACUGUUGACGAUCCGGAGCCAGCGUCUUCACCUGGUCCCAGUCAAGAUUUUCGUCGACAGUUCGGAUUUCAGCGGCUAGGCUUCGCCGCCACGAGUUUCUGGGCCUGCCUCUUCUUCGAUGACCUUCUGGAUUCCAAUCUAGCGCCUCUCUGCAAAUCUCGUUUUCAUCUCUUCGCAGCGUGUGCCCAAUCCAUCUCCACUUACGUUCUCGAAUCUCGACUUCUAGCGCCCUUUGAUGACACCGGCGAUGCAGUUCCUCAUUCGAGAUCCAGUUGCCAGGCCACCAAGCGCGGAUGAUGUUCCGCAGGCAGCGGUUUACAAAUACUUGCAGUUUUCGCGUCGUCACCGCAUAUGUGCACCAAGUUUCGCACCCGUACAGCAAUACGGAUUUGACGUUUGAGUUGAAGAUUCGGAUUUUUGUUCGUAGAGAGAUCUGGCGUGACCGCCAGAUGUUUCGGAGACUCGCAAACGCAAAUCGGGCCUUUCUGAUCCGGGUUUCGAUGUCUUUCCUGGCACCACCAUCAGGCGCUAUCUGGCUACCAAGAUACUGGAAGCACUCCACUCUCUCAACCUGUUGCCCAGCUACCAUGAAACUGGAGGGAUUUCCUGUGUUGAUCUCCAUCGACUUGGUCUUUCCGACAUUGACUUUGAGACCUGCUGCCUUGGAACUUUCGGUGAGGUCGUCGAGUUUGCUCUGCAUAUCCGGUUGCGUUUGGGCGAGCAAAACAAUAUCGUCAGCCAGGUCAAGGUCGUUCAGAUGCUCCAUUGUUGAAGGAUUCCACGGCAAUCCUCGGUUCGGUGCACAGUCGAUCGAUCCAGUCAGAAUCUCAUCCAUUACGAUUAGAAAAAGCAGCGGUGAUAAAAUACAUCCUUGUCUCACUCCAGCAGUUACCGGGAUUGGCUCGGACAAGACACCGUCGUGCAAGACCUUGCACGAAAAUGCCUCGUAUUGUGCUUCGAUGAGAUGGACUAGUUUCUCUGGGACCCCUCGUCGCCUUAGAGCCGCCCAGAUGUUUUCAUGGUUGAGUCGGUCGAAUGCUUUUUCGAAAUCAACGAACACCAGCAGAAGAGAGUCCUGGAAUUCGUUGAUUUGUUCCAGUAUGAUUCGUAGCGUUGUGAUGUGGUCCACACAUGAUCGUCCAGAUCGGAAUCCAGCUUGUUGCCGUCGGAGUGUAGCGUCUAUUUUCUCCUGGAUCCUGUUCAGAAUCACUUUGCAGAGUACUUUGAGGGUUGUACAGAUCAACGUUAUGCCUCGCCAGUUACCGCACUCAGUCAGGUCUCCUUUCUUCGGGACCUUUACGAGGAUACACAGUAAACGAAAACUACCGAGUUCGGUAAUUUUUUUUACCGAACCAGUUCUGUAAUUCGUAAAUUUUCGGUAAUUGAUCGAUCUGACGUCUUGUUUUUACCGAGUUCGGUAGAUUGAUUCUUUGUUUACCGAGGUUCGUUUAUUUUUAUAUAAACAAAUCGCUUCGCCGUAAAUUUUCGGUGAAAAAACACCGAAAACUGUAAAUUAGCAUCGCCGUCAACACAAACGUCAAAUUUUGAGCGCCCAUUUUUUGCAGCUUUGAGCACAACCGUCUCUUUCUGAUAACCGCGAUGUGUUAGUGACGUCCCGCUUGCGCCACUAAAAACAAAAUCAAAAAGAAACGUUUUCAAUUUUUGCGUAUGCGCAAGCGGGGUGCUUUCUAUCGAGCAGUAAAAUUUCGGUAUCGCGUGUUUGUGGAUGAUGUUGAGAAAAAUCGAUAAUUAAAAUCAUCCGGUGCGGGUUGAACUAAUGUUUCGGUAAUCGAUUUGUGAUAAUAACCCAUAAUACUGGUGUGCCACCGAAUUACCUCUGCUGGAAGGUUUACUCUCCAAGCGUGCUAGAGGUAUGGAACCUCUAGCGCACUUUAUAGUAUCUGAUUGUCCGGCUUGUUGGAUGAUUGCCUUUUCCUGCGGUUGAGAUUUUUUAACCUGGUAUUGAAAUUGCAGGUAAGUAUCAAAUGAUUCGAUAUCAUCAUUACCUAAAUCAGCGCUUGCAGAAAGAGUUAUCUUCCAGCUUUGCAAAAUUGAAUAGCCGAAUGCCCAAUGACCCAAAGUAAAUUUUCCUUUACCCAAUUGCAUUUCUUCUUUUUCCAAACUUCCAAGACAGAUCGGCAAAAGUUCCGGUAAGGGUCCAAGCGACGGUCCCAACAAACUUCAUAAUUCGAGUAAUUACUGCCACCAGCCUCAACAGCAGCAAUAUUCCCAGUGGUCAAUCUCACCUUUGGUAAAUUUUUUCCUGUCCCAAACGAUUUGGAAAUGAUUGAGCUGCAAGAUGGAUUUUACUGUCUCAUCCGUCCCCCGGAACAAGUGUUACAAGUUCAUCAGUGUUACAAGUAAGUAAAACAGAGCAAAAAACAAACUGUUUCUUGGUUGAAGAUGUAACCACCGCUACACCAGAAUGUUACCUAGGUACUUCCCGUUUCUGCUUGCUGCCGAUAUGGAUUAUACGAUACCCACCGAUAAUCACCUGCAUUGUCCGAUCUUGGGUAAAUUUUUUGGUGUGAAAGGAGAUCCACCCGGCACCCGGUUUGGUUUAAAAAAGGAAUACCAAGCAACUAAUACUUCGAGAUGUGGUCUGCAGAUAGCCUUUGGCGGAGGCGUGUGUUUGUGUUUAUGAAUCUGGCAACAAAACAUCCGUUGAGUGGCAGAAGAUUGCAAACAGCCAUCACCCCCAGCAGCAGCAGUAGUUUCAAAUUUAAAAUUCAAAAUUAGAUUAAAACUUUAAAUCCAGAUUUUAGAUCUAGUUUCAGAUUCCGAUUGAGUUUUCAGUUUCCAAUUCAUAUUCAGAUUUCAGAUUUAGUUGAGAUUACGAUUCAGAUUUCAGAAUCAUUCAUCAUUCAUUUGGGGUUCAUAUUUCAGUAUCUAAUUCAGAUUAUGGAUUCACAUUUUGAUCGGAUUUCAGAUUCAAAUUAGGAUUGAGAUAUACCAGUUUAGAUUCAGUUGUUCGAUUCAGUUUUAAAUUUGAGAUUCAAAUAUAGAUUAGGUUUUUAGAUUCAGAUUUCAAAUCUAGUUUCAGAUAGAGGUUUCAGUUUCCGAUAAAGUUUCAGUUUCCGAUUCAUAUUCAGAUUUUAGAUUCAGAAUCAAAUUAAGAUUAAGGUUUCAGAUUUCAGUUUCCAACUCAGAUUUAAGAUUCACAUUUUGAUAUGAAUUUCAGUACAAAUUGAGAUUGGGAAAACUAUAGAUUCAAGAUGGUCUUAGAUAGCGAUUUCAGUGUGGAAGCCGCUUGCGCAGUAUCAAUUGCAGUCUUUGUAAUCAGCUAGCAGUACGAUAUCUAACCUACCUUCCCGAGAUUUUCAUUUCCACAAUAAAUAAAUUCUUCAAUAAAUUCUUCAUGUAUUUUCUUCUCUUCUGAAGAUUCUCACGACUGUUAGUGAAUUUUAUGUCGAAUAUGGAUAAGCAAAAAACAAAUAUGAGGUUAGCUGAAAACUGAAAAAUUUUCGGUAAUUUUUACUGAAACCCGUAAAACGUUCUAUUAUUUCAGCUUAUCAUGCACAAGAUGAUUCGAGUAUCCUGAAGACAUUAAGCAAGAAAUCUCAAUUCUGAUGAACACAGAUGGACAUAAAAAAGUCGAAUCGAUGUUUUCUCCUAAAGCGGUGUUUUAAUUACGCACGGCGUUCAACGUGAGGGGCACUUUUUUCCAGAAGACACUUCGGCACAACAUCGAUUUAAAUGAGUCUCUGACGACCAUAUUAUGUAUUCCUCAGGAUUGAAAUUUCUUGCUUGAAGUAAUCUCUGGAAACUCGAAUCAUCUCGCGUUAUGCGCUUUGCAUCAUAUGGUGAAAUUACCGAACGUAUAACGGAUUUCGUUAAAAAUUACCGAAAUUUUUACAGUUUUCGGUAAAUAUUACCAGCAUUUCGGUAAUAAUUACAAAAAUUUCGGUAAAAACCACCGAUAUUUCGGUAAACGUCGCCGGUUGUUCGGUACAAGUUACCGAACUUUUUGGUAGAAUUUACCGGUAUUUCGGUAAUAUUUACCUGUAUUUCUGUAAUAUCCACCGGAAUUACGGUAAUAAUUACAGGUAUUUCGGUAAAAUAUUUCGGUUGUUCGGUAAAUAUUACCGAGCUUUUACAGCUUUUCGGUAAAAAAAAAUACGGUUUUUCGGUAAAAUUUAUAGAUAUUUUGGUAAUAAUUACAGGUUUUUCGGUAAUAAAUUUCGGUAUUUCGGUAAACUCUACCGGUUGUUCGGUACACAUUAACUAGCUUGUAUAGUAUAUCGGUUAAACAUUACCGGCCUUUCGGUAAUAAUUAAAGACGUUUCGGUUCAACAAUACCGGUUGUUCGGUAAUAUAACGAGCUGUCAUGUUAACAACUGUCAAUAUUUUGACAGAUGAUCAGCCGAGUUUUGGUUAUUUUUUACCGAAAAAGGUCCGUAAUAUUUGACAGCUGUCACUUCUCGGCCAUGAAAAAUUUACCGAACAGUUUAACGAACUCCACAUGUUAGGAUUUCGGUAAAAAAAUUACCGAAUUCGGUAAUUUUCGUUUACUGUGUACCCUGCAUCCAGUCGGCCGGGAAUGUUGCAGUAUCCCAGAUGUCAGCGAAAAGACGGUGCAACAUUUGUGCUGACAGGGCAGGGUCGGCUUUCAGCAUUUCAGCAGGGAUACAAUCGAUCCCAGGUGCUUUGUUGGAUUUCAUGUUUUUGAUUGCCGCUUCUAUUUCAGCCAGCGAGGGCGCUUCCGAGUUGACGCCAUUUAUGCGACUUACUGUAGGCGCCUCGAGCUGCGUAGUUUGUUAACUCAGCAUUAAAAGGUAGAUUUUUUCAGUGCAUGUUUGCUCUCGCCCCUUUCUUAGGGCAUCCGCAGCAAUCGCGAGCAAAGUGAAAAUGCUCACGAGUUUAAUCACUUUUAUACCGCACCGGGGGUUAGUAUAUGGGUGAGCAAAAUAGGGCCGUUGCCGUCGGGACCGACAAAGUCACCAAAUUUGCUCACAAGAAAGGGGCGAGAGCAAACAUGCACUGAAAAAUUAUAGACUACUAAAUGUUUAUUGAUGAUAUUCUUUAUUUUACAAAAUGUUGAAUAAAAUGCAUGAUAAAUUCAAUUUAAAAUAACAAAAUAGUAAUGAUCGCAUGGUAACUUAACUGGAAAUGUGCUUUGGGAUUUUUGAUGACUGUCUGGGUGGCACCAUAUGCGAAUUAUUUUUCUAAAGAUCUCUUAACAGUUUAGAACAGUUAAGAUUUCCUAAACAGUUUAUAAAAUACUAUAACCAUUUGUGAACGUAUAUCGAUAUAAGGUUUUUAAGGAACUUCUUUAUUCAUCACUUUUUUUAGAAGAGGAAAAGGUAUAUUUCGAAAAUGGGGCCCAAGUCACGGCCAGCACAUCUCUCACUGAAACAUAGGGUGGUUUUUUCUAGGGCCCGAAGGGAGUAUCGAUAUAAGUUUGAAUUUCAUGAUUAUUCCACGUACGAUAUUGUACAAUUUCUUAAAAAUAAACAGAACGAGUUCGUAAGAAUCUAAUUUAAAAAAAUAUCAGGCAACUGUUUAAAAAAAUUUUUAAACUAUGAAAAAAAUUCAAUGCAUAGCAUUUAAUGUAUCUUUUUAACCAUAACACAGUGCAAUAUUUGAAUACAAUUGAAAAAAUAAUUUAUUUUCGAAUGAAUAAAUAACUGCCGCUUUGAAUUUAUUAAUAUGAAUGAUUUUUUAAUUCCCUUUUUCAGUGUAACAGUUAAGACUCGCCCGCGAUGCUCACCCAACUGGUGCGCGAAAGAGUGUGUAUCCUAAAACCGGGCCGCUGAAAUGAGCAAAACCGGGCCGCGUAUACUCACUCAUUGGUGCGUUUGCUCUUAUUGUGAGCAAAUUUGGUGAUUUUGUCGGUCCCGACGGCAACGGCCCUAUUUUACUUACCAUGAUACUAACCCCCGGUGCGGUAUCAAAGUGAUUAAACUCGUGAGCAUUUUCACUUUGCUCGCGAUUGCUGCGGAUGCCCUAAGUAGUUUUCAAUAUACUGGAUGAAAACAAAAUGUUGAAACUUUUUACAGUUUUGAAAAGUCAAAAAUCUGUACAAAUCUGUACCAAAUUUUGAAAAUCUGUCAUAUCUGUACGUACAGAUUCUGUACUCAAAAAUCUGUACCUGUCUAGAUAAAUCUGUACAUGUGGCAACCAUGUCGGUCGGUUUCGACAGUAAGUAGGCUAGGAGUGAGCGGGGCUCUCAAUGAGUUUGUUUAUUUUUUGCUCAGCUUUUCUGGGGUUUGUUGGUAAACAAACUUCAUGAGUAUAGUUGCAUAGCCUAUACAUAGCCAAAAUGGCUGAAUCGGGGAUUCGUUAUUCGGGAACACCUCCUGAAUAUAUACUCACCUUGGUUUUGCAUAUAAAAUUUUGUCUCGAAGCUGAGUUUAUGGAAGAAAAACAUUUUUAGGAGUAAUGGAAAAACUCUUUCCAACACGAAUCUGUGAGUUUAACAACCACAACAUGAGAAAAAAAAAACGGACGUCUUCUAUUUUUUUUCAUGGCCGUUUUUUAAUGUUUCCUUAUCAAGUACUUAUAAAUUCAACGCAAAAUUGCAUUGUGUUCUAGGCGGUAAAUUUUCUGUUGAUUUAAGGCGCGGGAAGGCUAAAAAUCUUUGAAGAUUAACCAAUUUUGAUCUCUCGAAACAUUUUGGAACAGUUGGGCUACUCAUUUUAGGUAGUGAACCUGUAUAUAAGAGAAGUGACAUCUGAAACACAAAAUUCCAAUCGAGCAAAAGAACUGUCAAAAUCGAUUCCAAUCGAUCCAAGCAUUUUGUCCCAGAGCUUUUACCUUUCUUAUUGAAAACUCAACCAAGGAAGGUAUUGUGAUUGUUGUUAUAGUUCAAACAGAUAAUUUUUUUAGCUGGUCAUAUGAAUUUAUGAUUAGGUGCAAUUUAUUUCAAUGCUUUGGUGAAUCGUGUUUCUAGUUAGAAAACUAACUAAUUAUUAACAAAAUUCAAGUCAUUCAUACCGUUUAUCGCGAUCCUUCGGGCAUCGAGUUCAAUGCAGUCUUCCGAAAAUCACUCGGAAGAAACGCUCAUGAUAGGUUUCUAGUUGGAAACAUUCAAAGCCGAUUGCUGCUGCCUGUUGUUCCCUAGAGAAUCGGCAGAGCGACAAUGCGAAGUCAAUGUAAACAAGAUUCAAAAGCGAGAGCGGACUCGCAUCUAAGUCGAUCUCUCAAGCUCACUACCUGGUGUAUCAGAAGUGAUUGAGACACUGACUGAUACAAGAUACAAUUCGAAAAUCCACUCACUCACUCACUCAAACUCAAUCAAUGCGGCCUUGCAUCGGUUCAUACUGCCUGCGUACUUUCUGGCAAAGCGGCAGAAACAUAUGUUCAUACGUACUGCCUGCGUGUUUGAAUAACUAUUUUAAUCUUCCCCAACAACAGCAACAAGAAAGCAAGAUGUAUCAGGCAGACAGCAUUCGAUCAUCGAUCAGUAAACGAGUGAGUGAGUGAGUGAUUGAGCAAGAAAAGUUAUUGACUGAUAAAAGAAACUGAAAAUCAGGUAGCUCCUCACUCAGUUGAGAAUUCCAACUGGAGAAGAAACGUCUCUCUUUCAAAUUUUAUUUCUUUGAUUCUCGGAGCAGCGCUGUCGAACACAAUCUUUGCCCCACUGGGAGAUAAACCAACCGACAACUUAGGUUUUGCUUUCGCUGUUGAAAACGUUUCAGUGUCUCUCAUGAAAAUUGAGUGAUAUUCGGAACACUGGUUCAAUGUUGUUUUGUUUGAUUGAAGGAGCGUUCACUUUAGAGCUUGAACAUUGCCACAUAUUUUAUUUUAAGAGGGAUCAGAUGUCGCUUCUCUUAUAUGAAGGUUCACUAAUUUUAGGAAGUUAUUUAGAUUUUUGAAGUUGACCACCUGUAGCCUAAAAAGUAGAGCAGCGAUAUUCUUUGAUUUGCUCUUAGGAUUUCUUAUAGGGAAAAGUAAAUUUUCUCGAUUUGUUGUUAAAAUCUUUUGAACGUGCAGAAAUUUAAAAGGACAAAAGUAACUUCUAAAGGGUUUAAUUAAUUAAAUUAAAUUAAUUAAUUUUGUGUUUUGUUCUGGCAAAUAAUUGAUAUAAUAAUUUGUUCCGCUUCCAGGGCCGUGACCAGAAAUAUCAUAGAGAACCGAUCAUGCUGGAUGAAGCGGUGCCAGAGGAUCCUCUGAAACCCACUGAACGGACGCUCCGGCUACUUAUCGGAAAGCUGAAACUGCUUCCGCUGGUCGAGAGCUGCGAAAAGGUAUGGCCUUCCCGUCUGGACUUCGAAGCCAUCCUGCCCAGCUAUCAGGAGAAUCUUCUGGAGCUGCGUUCGCUACUGCUACCGGAAAUGGUUGAUGAUGACGAUAACGAAGUCGAGAAGCUGUUCGAACUUGCCGGGGAUAUCGGGUGCCGGGCCAAGAGUCUACGGGAGCUUCAAAUUUCCAUAAUCAUGAGCUGUUUCGAAUCAACGGCAUUUGUGCUGUCCGAUGAAUUGGGCCAAAUGCAGCAAGACCUUCGGCAACGUUACGUUUGGGAUAAGGUGCUUCUGAAACCGGCUGGUGACGGUCAGAAUAUUCUCAAACAGCUUAUUGCUACCUAUAAGGCGAAUUUACUUCGAGAAGAUUGGUUCUAUUAUUAUGGAGAUUUGUCCGGGUUUUGUCAGUUUGUGUGGGAUCUGAUGGAACUCGGGGAUAAGAGUUUUAUCGAUCGCGAUACGAUUGAGUUGGUCCAACAGAUUUGUUUAAAAAUGAUAGACUCGGAAACGAUUCAGUUAGCUUUGAAAGGCAUUUCUUUGCUUGAGGAAUGUAUCUAUAAAACUCGAGAAAAAGGGUUUAUUAAUUAUGAGAAAGUGUACGAGCGAUUGUUCGAUCAAACUUGGCGCAUUUUCGAAACAGAUGAAAGGGAUCAGCAAUUUUCCAUCAUACUUAUGUCAGCUUUACUUGAAUGCGUCAAAGUUCUAGAAGUGGAUCGUAACCAACUGAUGUCAACUAUCCAGAAUUUCGGUACCUGGAGCAAGGCCGAUUCUUUGAUGAAUCUGCUCGUGGGUGCUGUCGAGAGAUCGAAGGAUCCAAAAAAUUCGCUAGCUCUGUUCGACCAUAUAGUUCUUCUUUUGAACAUCGGUCAUUCAACGUUUAAAAUUAUUCCCUUUAAAACAACAAAAGAAGAUAAAACGACUGAUUCAAAUCCUUACAUAGAAAGCAACGGUUCCGAAAAAGCUUGUAACCAGCUCGUUAUCUAUGAUAGUGGGAAUGUUUUAAGUUUUUCCAACAAAAAUUGGUGGGAAACCAUCAUGAAACUGAACCAUAAUCGCUUCCACCGUUGGACUGUCCGACUUUUGGAAACUAUAAUAGCCCAAGUUGAACGGUUUGACUUUCCCAAUCCGUUGUUUCAUCAAUAUUUGUGUGGUAUUCUGUUCUCGAUCAUAGACUGUCCGGGAUUGAACUUCAAAGGUGGUUCGGAGCAGUGCUUCGAUACGGUCGUCCAACUAAUGAUGAGCUUUUUGGAAAAGCUGGCUUCUUAUUUGGAUAGAUUGUUGCUGAAAAAAGAAAUCCAAAAGGCAGAUGAUGAAUCUGUUGACGAUCAUCAACAGUCGGUACAGAGAUGUGUAGAAUUUUUCGAAGCUGCCUUUGCCCUGGUGAAACAUUUUAUCGGUAACAUUAUCGAAUCAAAUCCGGAGCUGAUAGAAGCUAUGCAGAAAGGUGGAAGUAUGUCGACACAUUUCCAAGAAACUGAUUUUCUGAAACAGUUUCAAUUGCUCAUUGAGCAAUCCAAAGCUCCAACCGAAAAGCAGUUGGAGAAAGGUUUGUGAACAAACUAGUUGGAUUUGUCAAAAGAUUAUUUUUUUAAUUUAUUUGAUCUUGAAGAGCCACUUUUCAAGUUGUUAAUUUUACAACUUGUUUUUCUUUCUAGUUUAGGUAAGUACCUCUAUAAAUUAACACUCAUCGAUAAUUUUUGCUUUUGAUAUUCCUUCAAGAAUGUAUUUUAAAGAGUUACCGAAUUCCCGAAGUCAUGAGUUUUAAGUAAUACUGACAUUUGCGUUUUGCUAUGUUAAAACAAUACCUACUGUUAUAUACGGAUAUUAUCUAAUAAUUUGCGCCGGAGAUUUUCCCCAAAUUUUUAAUUUGGUUCAGCACAUCAACAUAUGAACUUUUUUAAGAUGAGUUUUUUCAAAUUAAAAUCAAUCUUUUUUUUAUUCCAAAUGCACAUCACUUUUUUUUCAUUUUUCAACUGAACUCAUAAUGAUCCCACAUCGAAACGCAUUGAAUUUUAUCAGCUAAAUAGGUACUCUCAGAAAAAAUGUUUAGUAAAUUUCUACUGGAAAAAAUAGUUUUAAAAUACCAUUUGUAUCACCAAACAUUUGGUAAUCCUGUUUGACUCAUCUAGAAAUAAAUUUUCCUAGUAAUCAAGUCAAAAGUUCCUAUUACGUAGUUGGUACAUUUCGUUCCUUAAAAUUAUCAUUUUUUUUUAAAUCCUAUGCGUUUUGAUUUGAUUAUUAAAAGCCCACUUAUACUUCACGUAAAAAUUAACGUGAAAAAUCUUAUUUCGUCGUCAACAACGCGACGAAGAGAAAUGAUACUACAAAGAACUGCUCAAUAUAUCUUAUAUUUAUUUAUAGAACUCGAAAUCUGAAUCCUAUCUUCCGGUGUCUAGUUUUACAAACUUCGUAUGUAGAUUUAUGUUCUUGAACUACAGAAAAAAGAUUCUUAAAAUUGAAAGAAUUUCUUGGUAGACAGAGUCUUUUUCAAGAAGUUAAGUUUAAGUUAUUCAUUCUCAAAAUUAAAGAUUUGUAAUUUUUUUCCGGUAAAGAAAAUUUAAACUAUUAACCCAAGUCCCAUCUAUCGCCGGCCACGAUAAUCGUUUCUCCGAUGAUUAGCUCCACCACCACCUCCCCGAUUCGGGCCUCCUCGUCCUCGGUCCCUCGAGAACCCUUCAUCCCCUGCGGAGUUACGAUCCCCCCUGGAGUAGGGCUUCUGCUGCUGCUGUUGCUGCUGGCCCUGAUGCGAUCGGUUCAUUUUGUUCUGAUGAUGGCCCUGUGGCAAUUGGCCCAUCAUUUGCAUAUUCGUGUCCCGCAUUCCCUGCAGGCUCGCUAGCAUUUGGUUGAACAUGGCCUGAUUAAAGCCACCUCCGAAUUGGUUCUGAUCCAGCUGCAGGCUACCAUUGUACCCCCCGGGACUCUGCUGCUGCUGUUGGUUCGGAGAUUGAUUGUGUUGUUGGUGGGGGCCUCGAUUUUGAUUUGGUGUUCCGUUAUUGUUAACCCGGGGCGAUGCACCCUGAUUGGGACCAUUUCUGCUCUUCCUGUGCAACGUCAGCGGGCGCUGGAACAGUUUUGUGCCCUCGUAUAUGUUAAUGGCGUACUCAAUCGAAGCGCUAUGAGCGUACGUAAUGAAGGCAUAAGAUCGUUGCCGUUUGGGAUUCUGGGGAUCCCGCGGGAUUUUGACCAUCUCGACUGGACCGGCCUACGUUAAUGAGAUAGUUAAUGAAAAUUAAUUAAAAAAUAAAGAAACUUAAGACAAAAAUACAUCUUGAAAUUCCAACAUGUAACCUUAUGCAGUACCAAAGAAGGCUAUCGUUACUCAAUAAAAUUACAAUUACAACAUGUUUGUGAACAAAAUUACCUGCAAGAAAAGUUCAUACAGCAUUUCCUCUGUAACCUUUUCUGAAAGAUUUCCGCACCAAAGCGUUCGCUCGUCUUCUUCACUCAUGGUACAGGCACUAUUUAGACUUUUUACGAUCACUGGUGGUGAUUUAGUCAAAUUUUAAAUAUAGGUUUUCGCAAUAAGUUGAAGACGCUUUGCGGAAGUCUUUUUUGUUUUGUUUUUUGUUUGGAACACGCUCUUUUAUUUUAACUCAAAAUUAAGUACGACCGUGGUUCAAAACUACCGUAUUUGUUUAUGUCGAGUGUUGCACUAGUGCACCACUAGGUGCUGUCAAACUGUUUGUUUAUUCGGACGGUGUUGCACUGGUUUUGACCUGUCGGAGUUCUGCUUACACACUCAUCUGGCGCAACCCCUUAUAGUGUAGUUUUGACCCGUUAUCGGAAAAGACUGGGUUAACUCCUUUUUCAUGUAAAGUCCUUGUACCCCUUAUUGUGUACACAGCAUGUACGUCAAAGCAGAGGUGAAAAUUAGUAAUGUAAGCAUGUAAAAUUUACACAUUAUUUUGGAAGCCCGCUCUGCGAUGUCAGCCCUUUGAUGUUAGCCCUUAAAGUGUCAGAAGGAUGGAAAGAAAAUAAUAAAAACAAAUCAGUUUGUUUUGAAUUUCUGUAUUCGGCAAGGUAUAAUUUUCAUGCUCCUGUUACAGAAUAGGAAAAUAUUCAAUCAACUCAAUGAACUGAACUGAUCUUUCAGCAUUAACCGAUUCAUUGAAUCGUCGAACGAGAUCGGUUACGGCAGAAAGAGUUGUAUAUUCUGAAUGACAAGUUAAAAAACUACCCUUUAUUUAGUAAGCCAGCUUUUCUAAAUAAUGUGUAAAAUUGACUCGAGGAAACGACACUUUUUUUGACAGAUCUCGGCUGUUCGCAAUAAUGGGUCAAUUUUACAAGUUUAAGGUGUUGCGCCAAAUGAGUGUGUACGUACGGUGGGCCAACGUUAAUUUUGCCAGCACGCUGGAAAUUAUUUAACCAAUUAUCGUUAAAAAGUAACCAUUUUCACACCUUUCCGCGUUAAGUUAUUUUUUGGUUUCUUCCAUAGAAGUCAUUUUUUGACUUCUCUUGAGAAGUGGAAAUAUGGUAACUUUUUAACCGCAAGAAAUUAUUGCGGAGAAGUUGAAAAACGGUUAAUUUUGAACCAUAUCGCAGAAUGGAAGGAAAACAGCACACCUGACCAGGAACACGAAAUUUAACUCACCCUUACCGCCGCUCUCAGUUUGGCCGACCGACUCCGGGGAUUUCGUUCGACCUCCUCGUCACCCGGAAGCACCACAUGUUUGGUCAGUUGCUGCCAUCCGGAGCACGGUUUCGUUAGACUGUCCAUCGCCUGCCGUUCGUGAUAAACGGUGUGGCUGGAGUAGCGCAGCGGCAACCGAUUGGCCAUAUCGUUCAACACGUUACCCAUGACGUGCCGCUUUACGACAGUGUCCUCGAGCGAGUGGAACGUUAUGGCCACCAGUUUGCCACUAAGCUUCAGAUAUCGCUGGGCCAGCAGCAUCCCGUAGUUGAUUUCGUUCAGUUCGUUGUUGACAAAGAUUCGCAGCGCCUGGAAAGUUUUCGUGGCCGGAUGGCUUGGUCUUUUAAAUUUGUCCAAUCGGUGCAUUCCCGUUCCGAAGCAGGACUGAACGAUGUCAGCCAGCUGGUGUGUGGUUUCGAUUUCACGCAUUGAGUGACGAGCCUCGAUUAUGGCAAUUUUCCUGUACUGUUUUUCUUCCCCGUAAAUUUUCAAUAUCCGGCUCAAAUCGGUUUCGUCAAUUUUGGCCAAGACUUCAGCGGCCGUUGGACUGUCCUGGUAUCGAUCCUUAUCUAUUCGCAUAUCCAGGGGACCGUUUCUGCUAAUUGAAGAACCACGCAGUCCUUCUGCAUCGAGGAACAACCGAAAUCGAAUAUGAAUCCGUCAAUGGAAUUUUGUCGAAUCUUUAAUUCUCGCAAUUUUGCGGGAAGCUCGGAAAAACCUCCCAAGUACAGGUAUGAUUUGUUUCGGGUAACAGGAAGCCAAAUCAGUUGCAAUCCUAUGAGCAAUUGGAUCUCGAUCCAAUGCAAUAGUUUUGGCUUCCGGAGCAGUUUUUAAAAUUUCUUUGGUGUGACCUCCCGCGCACACAAAUAGCUCUCCUUUCUGAGGUUUCAAAAACGUGACCCGGCCAUAACCGGAACAUGGCCAACAUUCGUGGCAAAGUUUCUGCUUAAAACUAAUCCUAAUCUAUGAACACCGCCGGCUAAUACCUUCAUCAUUGCUUGUUCAAGUAUUCCAUAAACUGCCGAUGAAAGCACGUCCCGGCACUGCUCCCCGGACAGCUCGGUGGCAGUCGAUUGAAGCAUCCUCGGGUGUGCCUUCAGGUGCACGUCGUUAACCAGAUUCUCCAACGCUCGAUGCUGUCACGAUAGAUUUUCGUCGUUCACGGCAAUAAUGUUGACACCACCCAGCACUCCGGCCAGCUGAUCCCGCAAAAACUGUCCCAGAUCCCGCCCGAUUUUACUCUGAUCCACCGGCCAACGUUCCAGCAGCUUGAGAAAGCGAUUGUAGUGCUGGGACAUUAUACGCACCGACCGGAAGCUGUAAAAUAAAUUCUUGUAUAACUAAUCUAAUAGUUACUAAUCUAAUAGUUAAUCUAAUAAUUACUAAAUACUUCAGAGACAAAUUAGGUAGAAUACUUACAAUAAGUUGUAUAACUUUGGCUUCAAAAAACUUUUGAUAAAUGCGGCUGGCAAACGGGUUUCGGAGUGGUGGCAUGGCUGGUUAUCACCCCCAGGGUCGCUGACGAUGAGAAGCAUCACACUCAAUCAUGCUCCGAGCAAACAGCAACAGGUCAGCUGGUCGAGCGGCAAUCAUCUCGAUUUUAUCUUUUCUCUGUGGAACCGGAAUUGCUGCAAAAGGUAGUUGAAAAUGGAAUUAGCAUUGCUGUAGACUAACUAUAUGUUUUUACUUACCAUGGUGCACGGAGUUUAUCGGAAUCAAUCGAUGCCCGUAUUUGUUGAUUUCGUUUUUCAAUCCGUCGGAACCGAAACAGCUCCCGGUUCAACUUAUCUUCUUCCUUAUCGAUCGGCACUUCCUCUUCCUAGUGAUUCGGGAUGCUGCGGGGCUUUAUUAGAAAAUCAUCACUGUUGUCGUUGAACACGGUUCCGGAGACUUUGUUAACGACGACCACGGUUGUUGCUGGUUUUUGUUUACCACCGGGAUGUGUGCUAAGCCGGGAUUGACGGAUGCUAAGGGAUCGUACCGAUUCCGUUUCCGAAAAUGUUUUCUCUCAACUACGGUGUCCGGUACCAUCGCAAUCGCUAAUCCGCCGACGGAAGAAGACGGUACGGAAGAUCCGUUUAGUUUUCCUGCAAAGAAAUUUGAUUUCAAAUUCAAAAAUCAUAUUUUAGAAGAAAAAAUAGAAUUACCUUCCAGCAGAGUUGGCAUUGUUGAAUCCUUCAGUCGACAGUUUAACAAAUCCGGUGGAAUCAAACGUUAAAUAAACAUGGAUUAAAAACAAUAAAACGCGUUCAAUUUCGCCAUUGUUCACUUCCAAAUUAAAA
Messenger RNA from Uranotaenia lowii, 20715 nucleotides. RefSeq lists its product as uncharacterized. The coding region runs from base 13702 to 15357 and encodes 551 amino acids. The record is from RefSeq and is a predicted model, not a curated record. The transcript is spliced from 8 exons. NCBI's taxonomy places the organism in Eukaryota, Metazoa, Arthropoda, Insecta, Diptera, Culicidae.